AUGGUGAAGGUAGUGUUCUUAGGCCCUAAAGGGACUUAUAGUCAUCAGGCAGCGGGACAGCAGUUCCCAUCUGCCAAUGAUGAGUUGGUUCCCGCCGACUCUAUUAUGCAGUGUUUUGACACUUUGCUUCGAGAUGAGUCAGUUGGCUACGCGGUGAUUCCAUUAGAGAAUUCUACGAACGGGCAGGUGGUCUUCACCUAUGAUUUGCUUCGAGAUUACAUGUUAAAGGCGUUACAUCAACCUCAAGGUGCAGUGGGUACUCAAUUUUCUGUUGUCGCUGAACAAUUUGUGCUCAUUGAGCACUGUCUGAUUAGCCCUGUCCCUCGUACAACGGAGGAAAUACUGAAAGAAGCACCAAGAAAGAUAUACUCCCAUCCACAGGUUUGGGGACAAAUAGAUAUUUAUACUAAGAGGUUAUUCGACAAGUUGGGGUAUGCUGUAGAAUUGUGUAACACGUUAUCUACCUCAAUUGCUGUUGAGGAGUGCAUACAGGACUAUAAGGAGAAGGGUGAGCUGUCACUCGCUGUUGCUGGCAGCAGGGCCGCAACAACUUACAAUGCACAUAUUGUGGAGCCGAGAAUUAACAACGAACCGAGGAAUACCACAAGGUUUUUGGUUUUACAGCGUAAGAGCGAAUCUUCAAAUAUCUUACCCUGUACGAACCCAACUCCAACCGAAACACAGGUAACUUUGAUAUCCUUCACCGUGAAAUAUGACGCUCCAGGUGCACUGGUCGAUAUUUUGGUUAUUUUCAAAGAGUUAGAUAUCAACAUAUGUUCUAUAUCUUCCAGACCAUUCAGAAAUCCUCAGGAUGAACAUCACUGGCAGUACAUCUUCUUUCUGGAAUUCCAAAGUAAACCAGCCAUUCGGUUGGAAGAGCUAUUCACGUCUCUUAUAGCCCGGUGCGACCUAUUGGCCAAUUGGGGAACAUUCUACCGCAACAAUAAAUACUAUUCUUGA
Eremothecium cymbalariae DBVPG#7215 is the source of this 960-nucleotide messenger RNA. It is a transcript of the gene PHA2, whose product is annotated as prephenate dehydratase PHA2. Gene Ontology annotation, molecular function: prephenate dehydratase activity; chorismate mutase activity. The transcript has a single exon. Lineage: Eukaryota; Fungi; Ascomycota; Saccharomycetes; Saccharomycetales; Saccharomycetaceae. Gene Ontology annotation, biological process: L-phenylalanine biosynthetic process. The record is from RefSeq and is a predicted model, not a curated record. Bases 1 to 960 code for a protein of 319 amino acids. Gene Ontology annotation, cellular component: cytoplasm.